AUGAAAGAGCGCUUGGGUGAAAUCCUGGCGCUGCGCAGCGUGACGGAUGCACUCCACCAGGAGGACAUGGUCAAGGUGCUGGGCGAAGUCACCAUCGUCUCGGACGAGUACUUACCCGUGCUCGAAUUCCUCAUGGCCCCAGAUAAUCUCACGUGUCUGAUCAGCUCGAUGCUCCAAGAGCCAACACCAACUGCAGCGGCCACAGCUGCAGCAGCUCGAGAGCCUGGAGAACCGCCGUCAUACGAAGAAUAUGCGACGGCCUUCCGAGCUCACUGGGUUUUGUGCGGCUCUGGCUUCUCUCACCAGCUUUUGGCAGCGCUCAGUGCUCUGAAAGGCGAGCCCCGGGUGCUGGUAGCUUGCACCCUGGCCGAGUUCAAUUCGCGCGACAAUAUGACGCUCGAGGCGUUCUCUCGGUUCCUCACGGCGUUCAUGGAUCAAUAUUCCCCGCAGAUGUUCAUGUCGCUCUUCGACACCAGUAGUCGGCAGCAGAAAACGUUUCUCGAGUCGCUGCUCUUGUUGGUAUUUUACGAGCCGCUGCGCGAUGUCAUGGUGCGUUUGUGUAACGAACUACCUGGGGCCGACGCCGAACCAGAGGUAGAGUCGCUUGUGGGCCUUGCAUUGUUGCAAUUAUCGCCGAUGAAUCCUGUCCAGAGUCUACGGGAGCGCGUGCACGAGAAGUUUCACCAGCGAGUGGCAAGUGACGUCGAGACUGUACGAUUCGCACGCAUGUUAUUUACCUGCGACUUACUUACCGACCUCAUCCACGAGAAGCGAGAAGGCAGCUUGGGCUUUGCGAUGAUGCUGUCGCUCAGCGAGUCGGGGCCUAGUGUGAAGCAACUAAUUGAAGCAGCCGUGCGAGACUUGUGUGAGCUGCCAACGUUGUUCGCAAAUGAGUCGUACGCGCUGAAAGUUCUCAACUCGUUGCUACAGCAGACGCAGUGUGGCUGCGUCACUAAGGCAGCAUUUUGCCGAGCGACUGCAUCAAUCCAAGACAAAGGUGCUAAUGGUCAAGCUGAUCAACCAAAAGUAGGAGAAGGUGGAGACCCGAUCGCUGCCGCUUGCACCCAGGGGAGUCCGCAUGAAGACCUGCCGCUGAUCUGGCAUGAAUUCCUCACGCACCUACCGACGCUACUGGCGUUCUUCUCGUUGACAUCCCCCGACGCUGCUUCUCUACGAUGGCGCUUCAAAUCUACACACGUGCAGCUUGUGUAUCUCAUGCUGCCGGUCCUCAACGUUUCAUGCACCGUGGCGGACACGCUUUUGAUCCACAAUCGAACGCUGGACGCACUUCUCGAGCUGAUCUUGCGGUUCCCAAAGGCGUCGAUUUUGCACUGCGCCAUCGCACGGUUGUUCAUCGUCGCUCUCGAGGACUCGCCAUACAUGUUUGGCAAGGAGCUGCCAGCCUUCCGCUCCCCUACAGACCCGCUGCGAAUUCAUUUGCUUCUGGGUGGCGUGCUGGACUAUGUGCUGCAAACGUUUGGAUGGACAAUCGUGCCUGAACAAGACGUCAUCGCAGCUCAAAACACGAAGAAUACCUUGCCACCUCCUGCAUUCCUGGACGUCGCUAUUUCCUUAGAUCAAGCUCUCACCAGUGCGUUUGCCCAUUCUGCACAGCUCUUUAUGGGCAAUUCGGCUUUUGAACGCUGGAAGGUCUUCCGCCUUGUAGUUCUGCUGCCUAUCCAAACGCUAUGGGAGGAGCAGUAUCAACCCCCACCUGCAGUCGAUAUGGGCCCUUCACCGAUGCUGGCAGCGAUGUUAUACGGAGAAAACUGCCACAAUCAGCCACAAGAAGACACGCCGACGGAUACAAAGCACCACAAGGAACGGAAACACUCUACGGACGGAAUCACUGCUGCAAUGACUCCAGCGCAAGCUGUACCACAAGAAGGACCGUGCGUGGCGGUAUUAAUUCCGCAACCUACCGUGACUUCGGAAAGUUCAGCACCAGCAGUCCACGAUGUACCGACGCCACUGGCAGCGCUGUAUAAUGAAGAUGAGAAACGCCUGAUGCUCAAAGUGUCUGGUAGCGACGACAAAGUGUCUUCGUCGCCGCCGAUUGCCCUCGUGAUGCCCGCCACAGUACCGCAAACCACAUGA
Molecule: messenger RNA, 2097 nt
Organism: Phytophthora sojae
Lineage: Eukaryota; Oomycota; Peronosporomycetes; Peronosporales; Peronosporaceae
Exons: 3
Coding region: 1-2097 (698 amino acids)
Source: RefSeq, a predicted model, not a curated record